AUGACCACAAUCCGGAAAGAAAACAACAUCGGGCAUAAUCUAAGCGUACUACAGGAUCGAUCGUGGCCGAUCCUCGCUCAGCAGACAGCGUGUGCCAAUCAUGAUGCGUUACGAGAGAAACUCUUCGAUUUUAUUCCCAAAAACAAUCAAUCGGUUAAUGGCUCAACACCAGCUGCCUCGACAAUACCCAAGAUUGAUCCAUCCUAUGCAUCGUACAAGGAUGUAGCAUCAAAUGUGUCUGGGACCUACCUAAUUCGUGCCAAGAGUGGAAGUCCCGUGUAUUGUGAACAAUUAUUACCCGUGUAUUGUGAACAACAGCAGUUUGGUGGCGGGUGGCUCGUAUUUCAGUAUCGAUACGAUGGAUCAGUGGAUUUUGAUCGUAACUGGACUGAAUUCAAGAAUGGAUUCGGAGAUAUCAAGAAAGAGUUCUCGUUAGGGCUGGAGAAGUUGCACCAGCUCACAUCGGUUCGUGCGUAUGAGUUGAUAGUGGAAUUAAAAGACUAUAGCGGCACAUAUAAAUAUGCCCGGUAUAAUAGAUUUGAGAUCGGAAGUGAAAGCGAGCAGUAUAGCAUAAAGACGUUAGGGACAUAUGGAACCGCUGGUGACUCUCUGGAGUAUCAGAAAGGGAUGAAAUUCACGACUAAAGAUCGCGAUAAUGAUGAGAAAUCGACCAAUUGCGCUAUAGAUUUUGAAGGGGCCUGGUGGCACAAAAAAUGUCAUCGUUCACAUUUGAACGGGCGAUAUCUUAACGUAGACAGUAUAAAACAAUUGAGUUGGUACCAUGUCCAAAAUAACCGUCAAGGAAUGAGCUAUUCAAGAAUGAUGAUUCGUCCCGUAUAG
This is a messenger RNA of Anopheles darlingi, 840 nucleotides long. Its product is annotated as fibrinogen C domain-containing protein 1-like. NCBI's taxonomy places the organism in Eukaryota, Metazoa, Arthropoda, Insecta, Diptera, Culicidae. The record is from RefSeq and is a predicted model, not a curated record.